Molecule: messenger RNA, 3216 nt
Organism: Fusarium sp. VM40
Lineage: Eukaryota; Fungi; Ascomycota; Sordariomycetes; Hypocreales; Nectriaceae
Source: the annotation of a GenBank genome assembly
AUGCCUCGAGGUCGCCCUUCGAUUCGGGGAACUCCCAGCGCUGCUUCUGUAGCUGAUGCUUCUCGAGAGACAUCAACUGCAUCUGUGCGAGUGACUCGCUCAGCCUUGACUAGAAGUCAGGCUCACUCAUCCGCAUCAACUCCUACUUCGGGUGCUCCCUCUACCUCAAGGCCGAGAGGGCGUCCGCGGAAAAGUGUUGCUGAGGCAGAUGUAUCCCAUAUCGCCCAGUCUCCUAUCCCGGAUAUUGCACCUCCUACUAAACGACGUGGCCGACCAAGCAAGGCGAAUGUAGUAGAAAGCGAGUCGGUGUCAUCAGUGCCCACUCCCCAGGACCCAGACUCUGGAAGUGAUUAUUCAACCCCUGCCUCUAGUAAAGUGCCGACUCCGGCAGCUUUUGACCAUGGAAAGUCCGGCGUAUCCUUCGAAGUUCAACUUCCAGCAGCUUCUGCCUCACGACUUCCAGACCGUGAGCGAGGUCUGCGCAAUAGCGUGUGGGCAAUGAACACAAGGAAGGGGAAGUCAACUAAGAUGGAAGACUCGGACGACGAUGAACUUAUGGACGAUUCGCGAGAUGCCCAGGUUGCUCGCCGUCUACAUAAGGAGGAACUUGACCAAGCAUCGAUCGCUGCGUCACCGUCACUUCCCUUACGCCGGAGUGGUAGACCUUCUUUGACUUCUGGUCUCCCUUCCACUACCCAUCCUACUCAAGCUUUUGUUAAGCGUGAACGAGCGUUGACUGAUUCCUCUGCCAAGCGAGGACGCCCGUUGAAGAAGCAGAGGGUCAUAGCUGAUUCAGAUGACGAAGACAUCGACAUGGAUGCCGAGAUUGCAGCAGCUGAGGCGCUUGACCUGGAUGAAGAUCUUUCGGAAUUGAGCUCAUAUGAGGAAGAAUCCCUUGCAGACGACGAUGCUAGUGACGAAGAAGUUGCAUACGCCUCUAGUGAUGAUGAUGCCCCGUUGGCGAGAUCACGAAAAUCGGCUGGAAAGCUGCCAGCACGCGCUCAGGUGCGUUCAUCUCGUGGAAAUGAUGCCACAACUACAUUAGCGACGACUUUCGAUUCAGCAACUGCAUUAGGAAAAAGCGCGUCCGCUGAUGAACUCGACGCUAUGGAGAACGCCAUGGGGGAUGCUGAUUUCACCGACUUUGCCAACGAUGAUUCCGUCAACGACCUUGGUACUAGUGAUACCGAGGAUGGUGUUGGUGGCAAUGGUGCCGAUAUGGCAGCUAUCUCUCAAAGCCGACGGGCUUUUCGACGACAGGGUAGAAGCAAACGCAUUAUUAGGGAACGAGAGCGUUUGGAAAAGAACCACCCCGAGAUCAUAACCAUGUGGACCACUCUAGAGAACAUGCCGGUGCUCAAGGCUGGUAAGGCACCACAGCCACAAACUAUCUCACGCCAACUCAAGGGAUUUCAACUUGAAGGCCUCGCUUGGAUGAUAGAGAUGGAAAAGACAGAGUGGAAGGGCGGCUUGCUCGGUGAUGAAAUGGGCCUGGGAAAAACCAUCCAGGCCGUGUCUCUUAUCAUGUCAGACUACCCCGCCAAACAACCAACAUUGGUUCUUGUGCCACCAGUUGCAUUGAUGCAAUGGCAGCAGGAGAUCAAGUCAUAUACCGAUGGCACCUUGAAGACCUUUGUUUACCAUGGCACUAAUCAAAAGACUAAAGGUAUCACUGCGAGAGAGCUCAAGAAGUUCGAUGUGAUUAUGAUGUCGUACAACAGCCUCGAGUCAAUCUAUCGGAAGCAGGAAAAGGGAUUCAAGCGCAAAGAUGGUAUCUACAAGGAGAAGAGUGUUAUCCACUCGAUUGAAUUCCAUCGAAUCAUUCUGGAUGAAGCACACUGUAUCAAAACACGCACCACCAUGACCGCCAAAGCAUGCUUCGCUCUCAAGACCGGCUUUCGAUGGUGCCUUUCCGGCACACCUCUUCAGAAUCGAAUCGGAGAGUUUUUCUCUUUGAUUCGCUUUCUCAACAUCCGACCUUUCGCAUCUUACCUCUGUAAGCAAUGUCCUUGCUCGACGCUUGAAUGGUCUAUGGACGAGAAUAGUCGCUGUUCCGGCUGUAAGCACGCUGGUAUGCAGCAUGUUUCUGUUUUCAACCAGGAGCUUCUCAACCCCAUCCAGAAGUUUGGUAACCGUGGUCCUGGCCAUCAGGCCUUCAAAAAGUUGCGACUGAUGACUGACCGCAUCAUGUUGCGUCGUCUCAAGAAGGAUCAUACCAAUUCUAUGGAGCUUCCAGUCAAGGAAAUCUACGUUGAUCGACAGUUCUUUGGAGAAGAAGAGAAUGAUUUUGCCAACAGUAUCAUGACCAGUGGCCAGCGCAAGUUUGACACUUACGUCGCCCAGGGUGUCCUUCUGAACAACUACGCCAACAUCUUUGGUCUCAUCAUGCAGAUGAGACAAGUGGCAGAUCAUCCUGACUUGCUUCUCAAAAAGCAUGCUGAAGGAGGACAGAACGUGCUUGUCUGUUGCAUUUGUGAUGAGCCAGCUGAGGACACAGUGCGCAGCAGGUGCAAACAUGACUUUUGCAGAGCCUGUGUCGGUAGCUACGUCCGUUCGACUGAUGAGCCUGAUUGCCCCCGUUGUCAUAUUCCCCUGUCGAUUGAUCUUGAGCAGCCAGAGAUUGAACAAGACGAAAACCUUGUCAAGAAGAACUCAAUUAUCAACCGAAUCAAGAUGGAAAACUGGACUUCAUCGUCAAAGAUCGAACUACUUGUCCACGAGCUACACAAGCUACGCUCAGACAAUGCCUCACACAAAUCGAUCAUCUUUUCACAGUUCACCACUAUGCUGCAGCUCAUUGAGUGGCGCCUUCGCCGAGCCGGUAUCACUACAGUGAUGCUUGACGGCAGCAUGACCCCUGCCCAGCGUCAGGCUUCGAUCGAGCAUUUCAUGACCAAUGUGAACGUUGAAUGUUUCUUGGUGUCCCUCAAGGCCGGUGGUGUGGCACUAAAUCUCACUGAAGCUUCUCGAGUCUUCAUUGUUGAUCCAUGGUGGAACCCAGCUGCCGAAUGGCAGUCAGCCGAUCGAUGCCAUCGUAUCGGACAGACUCGGCCUUGCACAAUCACUCGUUUGUGCAUUGAAGAUUCAGUUGAGAGCAGAAUGGUGUUGAUUCAAGAGAAGAAAACCAACAUGAUUAACUCUACAGUCAACGCAGACGACAAAGCGAUGGACUCUCUCAGCCCUGAGGACAUGCAAUUCCUCUUCCGUGGUUCUUAA